This is a messenger RNA of Trichosporon asahii var. asahii CBS 2479, 1116 nucleotides long. Its product is annotated as tRNA (5-methylaminomethyl-2-thiouridylate)-methyltransferase. Lineage: Eukaryota; Fungi; Basidiomycota; Tremellomycetes; Trichosporonales; Trichosporonaceae. Gene Ontology annotation, molecular function: sulfurtransferase activity. Gene Ontology annotation, cellular component: mitochondrion. Gene Ontology annotation, biological process: tRNA wobble position uridine thiolation. Bases 1 to 1116 code for a protein of 371 amino acids. The record is from RefSeq and is a predicted model, not a curated record. The transcript is spliced from 3 exons.
AUGCGCGUACGGCCAGCGUUGAGCUGGCUACCGCGCAGCUACUCGACAGCUGCCGUGCGGCUACCGACGCUCGAGGACCUCUACUUGAAGAAGGGUGACAAUGGUGACGUUCUGCGCGAGCUGCCGCUCAACCUCUCGGUCCUGUUCAUGCGCAACUGGGACCCGCUGCUCUCUGAAAACGCCGACGAGCUUCCUCUGUCUCUUUCGUACGGAACGCCAGCGACGCACUCGCCUUGCUCGUGGGAGCGGGACUGGGAAGACGUCAAGCGCGUUUGCAAGCACGUCGGCAUCCCGCAGUCGGACAUCCGGCUCGUCGACCUGUCGAAAGAGUACUGGACACGAGUGUUCGAGCCUGCGAUUGCAGUGUGGGAGGCGGGCCAGACCCCGAAUCCAGACCUGACAUUAGGCCACUACGCUCGCGUUAAGCGGUCUCCCGACGGCGCAACUCUGCACCGCGCGCUCGACGCCAACAAGGACCAGACAUACUACCUGAGCCAGGUGCGCGAGGAGCAGCUUGCCAAGGCUGUAUUCCCUCUCGCCGGAAUCCCGAAACCGAGCGUCCGCGACCUCGCACGUCACUUUAAUCUUCCGACGGCCGAGCGCGAAGAGAGCAUGGGCGUCUGCUUCAUCGGCGAGAGGGGCAAGUUUGGCGACUUUGUCUCGCAGUACACCUCGCUGGCGGAGCCGGGAUACUUUGUCAACCUCGAGGGCGAGCGCAUGGCGCCGCAUCGCGGCAACUGCUACUACACGAUUGGGCAGCGGCCACGACUCGGCGGACUUCCGGGCGGGCGGUGGUACAUUGCGCGGAAACACGUCAACGGCAACGACAUCCUCCUGGUGCAGGGGGCGGACCACCCGGCUCUCUACUGCGAGCAGCUGUGGUCGAGCGACUUCAACUGGAUCGCUGGCCACCCGCCAGAACACAUUGACAACGCUUUGAUUCAGAUCCGGCAUCGCAUGGAGCCGGUCCCGGGACGCGUGUCGGUCGAGGGAAGGGUCAGGGUGGACUUUGACAAGCCCGUCGGCGCCGUCGCCGAGGGCCAGAUUGUCGGCGUGUGGGACGGCGACCGCUGCCUCGGGAGCGGCGUCAUCGAGGAGACCAAGACGAGUGCAUAG